GGAUCAUCAAGCUGCAUGUACGCUGCUCCUCCAGAGACCCAGGACUCUGUGCUGGAUGGUUGCUGCUUACGAGGCAGUCCAAUACGGCAGAUUUCAUGCCCGGUCUUUACAGCUGGAUCUGCUGGACAAAUGGUCGGGGUCUCCGAAAGCCCGGAUUUCCCUGUUAUGGUGGCUACAAGUUCGUCACCUGGUAGAAGGCAGGAAUUUCAAUAUCCACCCGUGGAUUCUACUGACAACGGAUGCCAGCCUCCGGGGUUAGGGGGCUGUGAUUGGGAUGAGCACUGGAAGCUUCUGGAUAAUCUGAAAACGACAGUGGAAGGGCUGGUGUCGGGCAACAGCAGAAAUGUGUGGUCCAAGUAUGGUGGCCUGCAGAGACUCUGUCGAGACAUGAGCAGUAUACUUCAGCAUGGUCUCAUUUGUGAUCAGGUCUACAGUAAGCAGCAGGAUUACUGGAACUUUGUGAAGGGAAGUCAGAGACUGUUUUUGGGAUCUUCCCCACAGGUGGACCAGUUUUUGCUUUUCUAUGAGAACAGCCAGCGGAACGGUGAUGGUAGCAGUGAGGACAGAGGAAAGCUUUGGUUACAGCAGAGUUUGCAAUUUCACUGUCUCUCGGCUCAGCUGAAGGUGCUACUGGGUAACAGGCAAUACACCAAGACGUUCUAUGCAGAUUUUGCCUUCCUGUUGAGUGACACACACGUUACAGCCAUGUUCCAGUGCCUGGAAGCUGUGGAACAGAAUAACCCCAGAUUACUGGCCCAGAUAGACACCUCUGUGCUUGCUGGCAAAAGAGAGUUAACUGUUUCAGGAAAAAGUUUGAGCCUUACAGCUCUGCCUGUUACUCCCAUCAUUCCGUACCCAGGGAAUCCGGAGCAGUCCCUCUACAGCUCCUAUAGCAGCCUGCAAACUCCAGCCAGUAUCCCCGGCAAUGGUAAGAUUUCUCAGGGUGGGGCACUUAUCACUAGGACUAGAGUGAGUAGCUCUGUCAUAAGGAAUUUAUCCAUCCCUCCUGACCAAAACUUGUCUCCCUGCAAGCCCUUUUCUCCUGUAAGUGAGAUGAGCAUCAGCACUAUGACCAGCAACAGCGAGGAAACCGCCAGCCCAGAGGACGUGCCAAGUGAGGCAGAUGAUGGGCCUGAAUACCUGGCUAUUGGAAACAUGAGCCGCAGAGCAUCCACCCAGAGCAGUAAUAGCACAAAUCUCUUCUCUAGCUCCCAAAAGUCUGACACAUCUGUUCAGGCAACUCUGAUUAUUCCCAGCCUCACUCUGCUCUCCGUCCCUCGCCGCUCCAGUUUCUCAGAAGGUCAAAUGAGUAAUGGACCAAGCCACAUCAAGAAGAGCCACAUGCGCUCACAUUCCGACACCCGUGUCGCCAUUGGAAAAAAUAAAGCACUAGGAGUUGACCGGAAUAUCACUAUUAUAAUGGAGCAUCCCGUGGCAGAAUCCAAUUACAAUCUCUCUAGAAGUAAUGCAACGGUUAAUGGAAAAACAAAUACUACUGGCUCACUCUACAUAGAUUAUGACAGCGCUCAAUACUUGAAUGCAACUGAUGGGAUUUUUCGAAGGCCUUCAGAAGGGCAGUCAUUAAUCAGCUACCUUUCUGAGCAAGAUUUUGGCAGCUGUGCUGACUUAGAGAAGGAGAAUGCUCACUUUAGCAUUUCAGAAUCUCUGAUAGCGGCUAUUGAGCUCAUGAAAUGUAACAUGAUGAGCCGUCAGCUUCAGGAAGAGGAAGAGGACAGUGACCGAGAGAUUCGGGAGCUGAAACAGAAGAUCCGUCUCCGCCGACAACAGAUACGAACCAGGAAGACCUCAAGCAAUGAUGAACAACCCAGCAGCCUGGGUGUACUGGACUUUAGCUCAGGGGUAAUUUCCCAUGACUCAUCUCGUCUGUCGGAUUCUGGCUCCGUAGAUGAGGUAGAUGAUUUUAAAGACAUCGAUUUAAGGAAGUGCACAGACAGCCAAUUGGUUCAGAGCUCUGACUCCAUAUCACACUCCCUCCUUUACUCCAACUCCGCUGAAGCUGUAGCCAUGGGACUUCUGAAACAGUUUGAGGGGAUGCAAUUGCCAGCUGCCUCUGAGCUGGACUGGCUGGUUCCAGAACACGAUGCUCCCCAGAAGCUCCUGCCUAUUCCAGAUUCAAUGCCAAUUUCACCAGAUGAUGGAGAACAUGCAGACAUAUACAAGUUGCGCAUCCGUGUUCGUGGGAACUUAGAAUGGGCACCACCAAGACCACAGAUUAUCUUCAACAUCCACACAGCUCCCACAAAGAAAGUGGCAGUCACAAAGCAGAAUUACAGAUGUGCCGGCUGUGGAAUUAGAAUUGAGCCUGAUUACAUUAAAAGGCUCCGGUACUGUGAGUACUUGGGUAAGUAUUUUUGCCAAUGCUGCCAUGAGAACGCCCAAUCUGUUAUUCCCGGGCGCAUUCUGCGGAAAUGGGACUUCAGCAAAUAUUAUGUUAGUAACUUCUCCAAGGACCUUCUCACCAAGAUUUGGAGUGAUCCACUUUUCAACCUGCAUGAUAUCAACAAUGCUAUGUACCGAAAAGUGAAGGCUCUGGAGCAAGUCCGGCUCUUAAGAAUCCAGCUAGUGCAUUUGAAAAAUAUGUUCAAAACUUGCAGACUGGCUAAAAGCAUACUGGAAUUAUAUGACAGUGUGCCCGGACACCUUACGGAAGACCUCCAUCUCUUCUCCUUAAAUGAUCUCGCUGCCAUAAAGAAGGGGGAAUUGGCUCCACGAUUGAAGGAAUUAGUAAGGCUGGGAACCUUGCAUGUGGAUAAAUGCAUGCUGUGCCAGGCCAAGGGCUUCAUAUGUGAGUUCUGUCAGAAUGAAGACAUCAUUUUCCCAUUCGAGUUAGUGAAGUGUCGAAGAUGUGAAGAUUGCAAGGCCUGUUAUCACAGAUACUGCUUCCGCUCUGACCACUGCCCAAAGUGUGAACGUUUACGGGCAAGGAGGGAUCAAAUGGCCAGACAGAGCCUUGAGUCCUACAAUUCUGAACAAGAGGAGGAGGAAACGUCACAGGAGAGGAAUGCUGAUUGAAUGUGUUUAAGUAACAAUAAGGGGAGUGAAGUGUAUGUUGUAAUUCCCAUGGCCACUAGGAAGCAUUAUGAGCCACAUUACACUGCAGCUUGGGUUCUUCCAGCAAGAGGUUCAUUGAAAGGCUACUCCCAAAGUACAUUUGCUGCUUUCAAGUUAUUGUGAUGGGUUGGGUACAAUAUCCGGUGCUCAGCAUGCCGACUGUCUGAAUCCCGGCAGGGGAAUCCAGACAGACUUUGGUAAAUUUUGUAAUCAUAAACCUAAUCCUCCCCUCUCGCUGACCUAACCUUGACCCCAGUACAAUCCGUUGGGAUUCUGCUGACUGGAUUCUGACCGUCUGCAUGCCGAGUGCUGGGAUUGACUACAUCUCAUUGGGAUUACUCAGUUAUUUCAGUUUUAUUUGUUUCUGGCAAGCAAAAUAUAGUUUAACUCGCGGUUCAGAUGUGGCAGCCUUUUAUUGUCCAAGUAAAUAAUAUAUUAUGUCAAGUUUUGGAUUGAUUAUUGCAGUCAUGUAGGGCCCGAUGGGAUCCUGCAAGUGUGUGGCCAAAUCAGGUUAUGAUCUUCCCUUCCAUCAUAACUGUGUUACAAGAUCCGAGAUUAUGUGAAACUCCACUGAUAGUUAUACAAGUCCAUUGUUGCCAAGAAAUAUUAGGUUUCUCUUUCUUUUAGCACAUUAUGGAUAAUUUCAGGUGAGCAAGUGGGGUGUGGCCUGUUCAAGCUCUUUGAUGUAGAGCACAACUAGAAAUAAUAUUGAAAUAAUAAUCGGCAGCAUGAAUUUUGUCUGGGAAGUGGCGAUGCGUUACAGCAGGUAUAGGUAAUCUGUGGUUGUGUAUUUUGCCUUUCAGCUUCAGUUCCCUUUAUGCUUAUCCAGGCUGCUUUUGGCAGUGCAUGCUGGGAGUUCUAGCUCAUUACCUAAACCUGUAGUAAACCCUAGUGGUACAGUAAUCAUUAAAUAACUGGGGGGGGGGGGGGAAAUAACUGGAGGUUUCACUUUUCAUGUUAAAGGGAAACAAAUAGCUAACAAGAUUGAAUUGACAUUACUAUGUGGUCAUUGGGUCACGUGACCAUGUCCUGCUGUAUUGCACUAAUGUACUAACUGAUUGUAUGCCCAAUCACAGUAUUGAUUUGUCCCGUCCAAAGGUUUGAGUAACAUUUAUUGUCUAUUAUUCAUAUAUAUUUUAUGUUAUUUAACUAUAUGCACUUUCUUAAUCAGCAUUUAAGGUGGUUCAUUUAGCUGGAGCCUCAACGAGGACAGUUUGUCCCUAAAUGACACAGAAAAAGAAUGUAUGCAAAGCACAGGUGGAGUGUUCUAAACAUAUCCUAUCUGACAUGGCAGCUCUUGGACACUCUCCUGUGCUUGUACUUCUUGGCACUCCUCUCUGCACCCACGCUGGACUGACUGUUGUUGGUGUGAAGGUUUCAGUGCAGAGCUGUUGAAGUUCAUGAAAUUCAGACCUUUGAGCAGCUCAUCACUGUACAGACAGAUAUACAUGAGCAAAACACGUCAUUUAUCUGCUCCAUGCUAAUGAAAGCCUACCGUGGCUUUGUUAACUUUUAGCAUCUAGAAUUCCUUAGAUAAGGACUAUGGAGUGUCUAAAGUACUCUUUAAUCUGGUAGCGUGCACGCUGAACAGCUGAGGCAGUAAUUUUUGGCUCACAACCAAUAUUAAUAAGGAAUAAAUAACUUUACCGUGCAGCCAUUAUUCCAACAAAAUGGCUGCAUUCACUGUGGAUUCUCUUUCAGCAGUUUUUUUGUACGUGUAUAGAAAGACUGCUUUGUUGCAACUUUAAUGUUUAAAAUUGAAGUAGAAGCCAAAUACACUUAUACAUUCAUCUAUUCGUGAGAAUAGUCUGCCGGUGACUUCUUUGUGCUAUCUUGAACAACAUCAUUUAAGAUUCAAGCUAUGCCUACAAGUUAGCUGCUUGGAGUAGGAUUGUGUUAUGUUUGUGGCACUGAUCUUUUUUUCCUGUGCUGAUUUUACGGAUUUGUUUUAAGAUCAUUUCAGUGCAGACUCAGCUUAUCAUAGUAAGACACGUUUAACAGCAUUUUUACACGCAUUUUCAUUUUGUCACAAAUUGUAAAGCCUGUCAUCUGUUUACUUUCAUUACUACGUGCUCAGUGUCUCCUUUUAUUAAUGCACCUUUGUUCCUGAUCUGCUACCUGUGAAUUAUGCACUUAUUGUGGGGUACCUGAUGACUGAUUUACAACCCAGUGUUAAGCCCAGUACCCACGGGCCGAUGCAGGAGAGAUGUGUGCUGAGCGUACCGCUCAGCACACAUCUCUCCUGCCGCUCAGCACAGCGCGAUGUGUGCUGAGCGUGCGGGGGGAGACGGGGGGGCCGCUCAUUUCACCCAGCGGGUGAAGUGAGCGACCCGCUAGAUUGGCCUGCAUGCAGGCCAAUCUAGCAGCAGCAAUAGCGAUGUGCGGGGCCGCGCAUCGCUAUCGCUGAGGGGGCUACACACUGAGCGAUCAUGCCAAUAUUCUAAGCAAUCUAGUCAGAUUGCUUAGAAUAUCGCUCCGUGAGUACCCCCCCUUUAGAUGCUGAAUGUGCGCUUUCUGCUUUACUACCUUCAUUCUAUUGAUUGGCACUUACAGAAACCCAGGUUUACACUAAUCUGGCAGCUGUCUUCACUCCACAAGUUUUAUUGCUCCUCUAAUUUUAUUCAUUAUUAAUAUUAUUAAAGCAUAUGCAACUGAGCUGUAAGUUCUGCUGCAUGCUGUCUUUAAGGUGUUGCCACAAGCAAAAUGCUGGCCAGCAAAAGCAAAGCAUAGACAUUGUUACAUGUUUUUGCAUUGAUAAUACCCUUAGGCCUGGUACACACUAGAUCGAUAUUGGCACGAUUUUCCAUAACUGAACAACAAGUCGUGCAUAUUGCCUAGUGUGUAUGCCUGAUUGCCCGCUCCCGCAGGUCACAUGCGACAACUUCUGGCAGGUCAUGCUGCAUGGCCAAGCAGAAGAUACCCUGUGCGACCUGAUGCAUUGUAAUGAAGGAUGGAAAGAGAUGUCGUUCAUUACAUUGUGCAGUGUAUACAGGCAAUCUUGCAUGGUCCAUGGCAACUAUCGUCAAGAUUAGCGGUCAUUCUAAUGUGGACCCGGCAUUAGUUCAUUUAGUAGCAACAGCUUGUAAAAUGAAGUGUAAAGGACCACUAACAACCAAUGUUUGUGUAUGGUGUAUUCAUGAGAAGGUUGUUGUCUGCACAGGGUGUUUAUUUUGCUCACCCUGACGGCACAGUCUUAUCAAGAUAAAUACUGUAUGAGGCACUGCUGUAGGCUUCAGCUAAAUAUACCAAUAACUCGGUCAUAAUAGUGACUGAAACCUGUACACUGUAAAUGUGUUGUGAUAACGCUGUAAAUACUAAUUGUUCCAAUUGUAUUAUGAUGCCUCAUUGUCUGUUGCACAAAAUAAUUGCAAUUCGUCCUAAAUAAAAGAAACCAUUGUAAAAAGGAAA
Molecule: messenger RNA, 6480 nt
Organism: Pseudophryne corroboree (corroboree frog)
Lineage: Eukaryota; Metazoa; Chordata; Amphibia; Anura; Myobatrachidae
Gene: RUBCN
Product: rubicon autophagy regulator
Exons: 22
Coding region: 16-3033 (1005 amino acids)
Biological process (GO): negative regulation of autophagosome maturation; negative regulation of endocytosis
Cellular component (GO): early endosome; late endosome
Molecular function (GO): phosphatidylinositol phosphate binding
Source: RefSeq, a predicted model, not a curated record